GAAACAAAAGCAUUAUCUUCACCUACAAACAAAAGGCAAAAGGAUCCCUUCCUUUCUCUUCUCGACGCCUCCAAAAGAAAAUCCAAAUUCCUUCCCAAAAUCUCACCUCAUUCUCUCUCUGGCUUCUCCACCUUAUAAAACCCAAUACCCAUUCUCUCUCCUCUCUCAUCUCUAACAACAACAACAACAACAAAAAAUGGCAGCUCCAGUUGUUGAUGCCGAGUACCUGAAGGAGAUCGAGAAGGCUCGCAGGGACCUUCGAGCUCUCAUCUCCAGCAAGAACUGUGCACCCAUCAUGCUUCGUCUCGCAUGGCAUGAUGCUGGCACUUAUGAUGUAAACACAAAAACUGGUGGCCCAAAUGGCUCUAUUAGGUUGGAAGAAGAAUAUACUCAUGGUGCAAAUGCUGGCUUGAAGAUAGCUAUUGAUCUUUUAGAGCCAAUUAAGGCAAGACAUCCUAAGAUUACAUAUGCAGAUCUUUAUCAGCUUGCUGGAGUUGUUGCUGUAGAGGUUACGGGAGGACCGACUAUUGAUUUCGUUCCUGGAAGGAGGGAUUCUUCUGUCUGUCCUAAAGAAGGGCGUCUUCCGGAUGCCAAACAAGGCCAUCAACAUCUGAGGGAUGUUUUCUACCGUAUGGGCCUCUCAGACAAGGAUAUUGUGGCGUUAUCUGGUGGCCACACUCUGGGAAAAGCUCAUCCUGAGAGGUCAGGAUUUGAUGGUUCCUGGACCAAAGAUCCUCUCAAAUUUGACAAUUCCUACUUUGUAGAAUUGUUGAAGAAUGAAUCUGAGGGCCUUCUGAAGCUCCCUACUGAUAAGACUUUACUUGAGGAUCCUGUCUUCAGACAUUAUGUCGAGCUGUAUGCUAAGGAUGAGGAAGCCUUCUUCAGAGACUAUGCAGAAUCACACAAGAAGCUUUCUGAACUGGGUUUUACUCCCCGUCGUGCUGGCUCAGCAAGCAAAUGUGAUGUGAAGGCUGGGGUGAUUUUAGCUCAGAGUGCUGUUGGAGUUGCAGUUGCUGCCGUUGUGGUGGGGCUCAGUUAUCUAUACGAAAUGUCCAAGAAAGCAAAAUGAACAAGUGUUUGGAUAGUUGAAGUAUUAUGUUGAAUCUGGCUUAUUAGAAACUGAAACAUACACCUAUUUGUAGAAAUAAAGAGACAUGCUGAUAUUCUUCAGCUACUGAUAAAUAGACGUAUGAUUGCUCGAAUGGAGUUGGUAUUGUGAAUGAUGAAACUCUUGAUUAGCAAAAAGAAUAAAAUUGAAGUUAAUUGGUAUGGUAGAA
Messenger RNA from Asparagus officinalis (garden asparagus), 1277 nucleotides. RefSeq names its product probable L-ascorbate peroxidase 4. Bases 197 to 1069 code for a protein of 290 amino acids. Lineage: Eukaryota; Viridiplantae; Streptophyta; Magnoliopsida; Asparagales; Asparagaceae. The record is from RefSeq and is a predicted model, not a curated record. Gene Ontology annotation, biological process: cellular response to oxidative stress; response to reactive oxygen species; hydrogen peroxide catabolic process. Gene Ontology annotation, molecular function: heme binding; peroxidase activity. The transcript has 9 exons.